ACCAAUCCGGCCCCGACUAGCCCGCAUGCAAGGGAACGCUACCCUUGGUACCCUAGAGCGCAACAUGACACUGACGUUGACAGUCUGGCUCCGAAACAUGACACUUGAUUCACCACCUCGGUCCUCCAUGGUUGUUGGCGCACGUGGGAACCAUGCCAGACGGAAACGGUGCGCGCAAUGAGGGUCGUGCUGAGGGAGCGGAUGUGAAGCACGACGCGGACGGCUCGUCUAGCCAUAGACGCAGCAAGUCGGGAGGCAUACUGGGCGCCUUCCUCAGGUCCUCCAUGGAUGCCAUGGGGAAGGCGCCAUCGACACAACUAGGCAACGACGAGGAGUACGAUCAGGAUACGGAAGGUGCGAAGAGGGCGUCCUCCAUCGCGACUGCCCUGCGCCAGAGCCAAGGGAGGCAGAGAAAGGGAUCUCUUAGGAAAGCCGCCAUGGCCAAGAUGCGUGAACGGAGCAGCUCUCUGCGCAAGGCCAAAACACCCACAAUCACCACCAGCACAAGCUUAGACCCCUCGGACGAAGCCACAGCCCCAGGACGCUUCAGCUACGAGAACGCUCCCCUCAACUCUUCGUCUGACAGUGGAUGGCUACCCGCCGCGCACCUGUCCCCGUCGUCACCCGCGCUUAUUUACACCCCACCCGAUGGUCCUGAACGGGCUGCUCCUUCACUUCUUGCAUCACCCAUGACGAGCCCGGUCGCGCCUUACGCUUCGACUACCGACGAAGACGACACCAUGUCCUUCUACCGCCCCUCUCCCGCCGGCAAUGACUUCUCCUUCAGUGGUGCCAACCAGGGCUCUGCGACAUCUCUUGCACACCGCCGUUCAACUCGGAGCAACCGACGCACUUCCAUCUCGGCCGUCCUGACACCUGCCGAGGCUGACCCUGAUGAUGAGUGGGAUUACAGCGAGACAGAGUGGUGGGGCUGGGUCGUGCUCAUAGCAACGUGGAUUGUUUUCGUCGUCGGCAUGGGCUCUUGCCUCGGAAUCUGGAGCUGGGCUUGGGACGUGGGCGAGACACCGUAUGCUCCACCCGAUUUGGAAGACGACGCAACCCUGCCCAUUACGGGCUACUAUCCUGCAUUGAUUGUCUGCACGGCAGUUACGAGCUGGGUGUGGGUUGUCGUGGCCUGGGUGGGCAUGAAAUAUUUCCGCCACGCCAAAGUAGGCGUGGACGGCUAGCAGCCACCAGAAGCAAAGCACCAAAAUAACCACCCACCACCGAUCGCAUGAACGUACCAAGGUCCUGGGAACGACUUAUUCUACUCUAGUGCUUUCGCUUAAGCGUUCCGCCAUGCGCAAUAUCUUCUUGGGCUGAAACACUAAGCUAUAAUACCUCUGUUAAGACACAUCAUAGCCUCGCUAUACCGCACUCUACGACAGUUUUGGCAGAAUAAAAGCUGAGGAUGCCGCAUCUUUCCCGCAUUGCUCGUCGUGAUUCAGCGGCUUGGACCACAAUCU
This is a messenger RNA of Alternaria rosae, 1466 nucleotides long. RefSeq lists its product as uncharacterized. The transcript has 2 exons. The record is from RefSeq and is a predicted model, not a curated record. NCBI's taxonomy places the organism in Eukaryota, Fungi, Ascomycota, Dothideomycetes, Pleosporales, Pleosporaceae. Bases 153 to 1187 code for a protein of 344 amino acids.